This is a messenger RNA of Neurospora hispaniola, 386 nucleotides long. RefSeq lists its product as uncharacterized. The coding region runs from base 114 to 341 and encodes 75 amino acids. The record is from RefSeq and is a predicted model, not a curated record. The transcript has a single exon. Lineage: Eukaryota; Fungi; Ascomycota; Sordariomycetes; Sordariales; Sordariaceae.
AAGAAGAAAAAAAAAAAAAAAAAAGAAGGGAAGAUAUCGAAGUCGACUGCACAUCACCACAUGCAAGACAACACAAACAAUGCAUUGGACACAAUGUUUUUGUUCUUGCUCGGAUGAGACCUUCUGCUUUUGUUUAUCUCGCCCGUGUCCUUCUAAAUGCCUUUGUCAUUGCGUCCUGCCUGCUGUGCUUUGUUCGCAUUUUUUUUUCUCGGUUUGCACAAGAGAGAAGAGAAGCGCGCAAAGAAUGCAACAUGGUGCUUACAUGGAUGGUGGUGUCGUUGUUACAAAUGACUGAUGGUGUGUACCUUGAUGGCAGGAUGUGUUGCGUUGCGUUUCCUUAGGUGGGGGUAAGUUAUUUCUUUCGUCGUAGCCCGAGAACGGUGGGA